Molecule: messenger RNA, 2127 nt
Organism: Scedosporium apiospermum
Lineage: Eukaryota; Fungi; Ascomycota; Sordariomycetes; Microascales; Microascaceae
Exons: 3
Coding region: 1-2127 (708 amino acids)
Source: RefSeq, a predicted model, not a curated record
AUGUCGGGUUUCGAAAUCGUUGGUGCCGUAGCGGCUGCCGGCCAAUUCAUCGAACAAUCCACCAAGGUCAUCGGACUGAUCAAGGCAAUCAUCGACCAAGUCAGGGGCGCGCCAGCCGAAAUAGCGCAACUGACCGAAGAAAUCGAAGCGCUCCAACAAAUUGCCAUCGAUAUUAAAGCUUCUAAAGGUCCUCAUUCGCGAACUACUGACAAGGUCCUUCGACGGUGCGAGGAUCACGUCAAGGCUCUACGCAAAAUCCUUGAAAAGAUCUCCUGCGACCUCGAUGCUGGUAUUUUGAAGAAAACAUGGCAAGCCGUUCGAGGAGUGUACUCAGAAGACGGCAUUCGUGCUAUUCUAGACAAGAUAGAACGGGAGAAAACGCUCCUGAUAGCUGAUAUAUCUGCGAGAAAUGGAUCAAGCCUGCACUCCUAUGGGAAGAAACUGGAUUCCAUCGAAUCCGAUCUUCAAAUUGUCGCACGCAGUCUUGAAUGUCUUCCCACUAAUCGGAACCAGUCGCCAGACGCAGACAAGUGCCGGCGCGAUUUGUUUCUGACAGACCCCAGGACACAUCGCGAGAGACUGAAAAGAGAAAAGGGUAGCGUCAUUGUCGAACGCCUCGAACGUGACGCUCAAGCACGAGACACCCCAUCUCUGGUGCUUUACUUCUUCUGCGAUAACCGUGACAACGAGCGCAAUGGAGCCAUCCAAAUGCUCCGAGGCCUUCUGUACCACCUCGUCGAGCUUCGCCCAGGGCUUAUCAAGCACAUGCUUUCAGCGCAUAAGGUUCAGGGCAAGCGACUCUUUGAUGGCGAUAUUGACAAGAUUUGGGACGUUUUUUUACAGACAAUCGAUGACCCUGAUGUUCCACCCGUGACCUGUGUUAUGGACGGACUUGACGAAUGUGACGAAUCAUCUCUGACGUCCCUGCUCCUCAAAAUAGAAAGCCUGGCACCUACCGACAAACUGAAGGUUCUCGUUCUCAGCCGCGAACAUCCGAAAUGUAUCAGAGAAUCUCUAGCAUCACGACCUCAAAUAAAACUCGACGCAGCCUUGGAGAGCGUGAGCGAUGGUUUAGAGCUUUACAUCAACACCAGAGUGGCUGAGCUCGCAGAAUCGUCUCCACACUACCCUCAAUCGCUCAUUGAACGCAUUCGAAAAUCUCUAAUUACAGGUUCAGGGGGAGUUUCCCUGUGGGUUAGCUUCAUGAUACAGGACCUGCGUGGUAAAGAACCGAGCGAGGUUGUCGAUUGUCUCAACGACCUCCCUGAAGGUCUAUAUGAGAUAUAUGAGCGUAUUCUAAAUCAAAUCAAACCAAGACAUCGGAAUCAAGUCAAAGCACUGCUGACGUGGGUAGUGUUCGCUGAAUGGCCACUCAGCUUGGAGGAGCUCGUCGAGGCGUUGGCCGUCGAGGAAACGAACGGGCUGAAUCCGUCGCAAAUAGUCCGCGACUACGUUCGGUUCUGCGGUCAUCUCCUGACGGUAUCCGAAACGGGGAGAGUGGUUAGAUUUGUGCACCAGAGCGCCAAAGACUAUCUCGUCCAAGCCCGAAAACCGCCAAACCUUUCAUGGACGCCAGUCUUCGAUGCAGAUACCGGCCACUCCACCCUGGCGAUCAGAUGUAUCGAGUGCAUGCACCAACGAUUUAAGUUUAGCGAUGUGCCGUGGAAAGACGACUACCGAGGUCGUCUCUUGUCAGGAUCAGAAACGGGAAGACUCGAUGGAUCGGGUGCAUUAAUACCAUAUGCAAAGAACUUUUGGGAUUUUCACUUCAAGGCUUCAGGACAUAAGGCUCGGGAAGUCCUCGAGCGCCACAGCUCCUUCUUUAAGGGCUCGGAGCUCUUGUAUCACCAGCUCCAUACCGAGUUCCCCAUGGAUCGCCCAGGCUUGGUUUUCGUGGAUUCUGAGAAUAUCGUCGAUCUGCCGGCAUUCCAUAUCGCUUGCGGCCUGGGUUUGCAUGCCUGGGCCGAGUACAUUCUCGAAAAUCACAAACCUGCGUUGAGACUCUCUCGCUUUGCAAAUGUUGCCGUCUCCGUUAGGGAGAACAGGAAGUGGACCCGCUUAACUUCGCUGUUUGUAGUGGCUGUUACACAACAACUAAGCUGCUCAUUAGGCACGGUGCAGAUGUGA